GGGGCGCUCGACCCCCAAUCGCGCGGCCGCCGCCUGCGCUGCCCGACUGGAUUUGAGCUGGGCCCGCGGAUCGCUGACCCAGGCGCGGGCUGGAGCAACCCCCCCGCCGAGGCACCCCCACUUUUCAACUCCGCGGGCGAUGCAGCCGGCUGGGGACGCAGGCAAGGCUCGGGGCGCGCGGCAGCGGGCGCGGGAUGCGGGGCGCAAGGUGCCGGGCGCGGGCCGGUCGUCUCUCCCCUGCCUCCCUCCAGCCUCGCCGAAAGUUUUCCCGCGGUGUUCCCCGCCGGGUCCAGGUCUCCCCUUCUGAUGAAAAGAGAAAGGAAGAAUGGACUACAGUCACCAAACCUCCCUAGUCCCAUGUGGACAAGAUAAAUACAUCUCCAAGAACGAACUUCUCCUGCAUUUGAAGACCUACAAUUUGUACUAUGAAGGCCAGAAUUUGCAGCUGCGACACCGUGAGGAGGAAGAUGAGUUCAUCGUGGAGGGGCUGCUGAACAUCUCCUGGGGGCUGCGCCGGCCCAUCCGUCUGCAGAUGCAGGAUGACAACGAACGCAUCCGCCCCCCGCCAUCUUCUUCCUCCUGGCACUCUGGCUGUAACUUGGGGGCUCAGGGCACCAUCCUGAAGCCUCUCACCGUGCCCAGCAUUCAGAUCUCAGAAGCGGACGCCCCGCCCGAGAGUGAACAGACAUCGAGUCCCACAGACUCCAGGGGCUUGAAGACCCUGCAGGAAGACACCCCGCAGCUGAUGCGCACGCGCAGUGAUGUUGGGGUGCGUCGCCGUGGCAAUGUGAGGACACCCAGCGACCAGAGGCGAAUCCGACGCCACCGAUUCUCCAUCAAUGGCCAUUUCUACAACCACAAGACGUCUGUGUUCACGCCGGCCUAUGGCUCUGUCACCAACGUCCGCAUCAACAGCACCAUGACCACCCCGCAGGUCCUGAAGCUGCUGCUCAACAAAUUCAAGAUCGAGAAUUCCGCAGAGGAGUUUGCUUUGUAUGUGGUCCACACCAGCGGUGAGAAACAGAAGCUGAAGAACACCGAUUACCCGCUGGUUGCUCGGAUCCUCCAGGGCCCGUGUGAGCAGGUCUCCAAAGUGUUUCUUAUGGAGAAGGACCAGGUGGAAGAAGUCACCUAUGAUGUGGCCCAGUACAUAAAGUUCGAGAUGCCUGUCCUCAAAAGCUUCAUUCAGAAGCUCCAAGAGGAAGAAGACCGGGAAGUCAAGAAGCUGAUGCGCAAGUACACCGUGCUUCGACUGAUGAUCCGGCAGAGGCUGGAGGAGAUGGCUGAGACCCCAGCAACAAUCUAAGCCACAAGAGGGAGGGGAUCCAGAUGCCACAGGGGCCGCCGCCAACAUGAGAAGAUGCACGGGAAGCUGGAUACCUUCCUUUCAUGGAACCAUUUAGAUGGAGACCUCUCUAGCGGCCACCAAGCCACCAUUCACUGCCCGGAGCGGGAUGGAGAAGCCAGCAGACGUCUCCCCAUCCUUGGAUCCCUGCACUCUGCCCCUUUCCUUCACUCACAAGGACUUUUGAGCUUUGUUAUAAGGACCUAAAAUGUGUGUGUGCGUGCGUGUGUGCAUGUGCGUGUGUGUGUGUUUGUGUCCGCACAUGAGCACGUGCACGCAAUGGAAGCGUGUGUGCACACAUGGUACAUAUCCACGUGCCUACCUGAUAUUCACAUGCAACUGAAUUCCAAACAACCAGCAUGAGUCUGCGGGGCUUGCAGGUAUGAUGCUCGAGAGAGGGCAAAUCAGAGACGUCACCAACCCGAGGGGUUUAAGCGGAAGACAAAAUCUCUCCCCUCCAGCGCCAGGGAGCAGCCACACAUGUUUAGAAGGGAAGGGGACUCAGCAAGCUCACCAUCCGGGAUAUUUAUAUGUUAGUGGAGAUGCUCCUUGUACUCCUGACAGGAUUGGGGAUUGGACAUUAACAAAGUAACAGCCCCCUGUCCCUGGGGAAGGCGUGACGCAAAGAGAAAGAGAAACCAUCCUUGGCGUAGCUGCAAUGAGCCCACGCGUUUUUACACUGGAAACUUUGAUGGUUUUAAAUAACAAAAAUGGAUGUGAUGAUCUCUGCGGAUUCUGCCUCUGUCCUCGCCUCCAUGGCCACCUCUAGGAGACAGCAGAGGAGCCUGAUGCCGCGAUCAGCACGCCGAGCUGCCGGCCCCAACUCUCUGGUGCCUCCUCGAGUUGAAGGAAGGGUCUCACUGCUCUGUACAUGGCAGACUGGCUAGUGUGGCCAGAGAGUUUCCUCUUUAGGGCAAUGUAGAGGCUUCUUGCAGGAAUGACAGACACCUGCAAGCCUGGCCCGUUUCGGAUCAUCAGGGGAUCCUCGUGCGCCUGAUGCUGAGGCCAUGUAUUUGAAGUCAGGGCACCAUUCUUUCCAACUACUGAAUUUUUGCAGGUUGCUCUCACCUUGUGUGUGGAGAUGGACUCCAAGAAUGAGCCUGCUAUUGACCGAGUGUGGGGCUCGGGGAAGCUCUUGGGGCUGCCCUGCGAAGGUGCAUCGGGAGGGUGGAGCUUCUCUUUCAGCUUCUCUAGGCAGCCACCUGGGUGAUCAUUAGAAGAGGCCCAACUGCGGGGAAAGGGCAGGACAGUACUGUCCCCCUGGGGUCCCCAUCAGGAAGACUUCCGGGCAGCUGGGCCACAGUGUGGCUGACACAGUUUGAAGAGGGACAGAUAGACACUCGGGGCAGGGGCCCGGCUGGGGGAUCAACCAAGCAAGGCCAGGAGCCUCUAACAGCAGGUGUCUCAGCCUCAUUGGCGGAGAGGCUCCCCACCUCUUCACCUCCCCUCCAUGGAAGGUUUGGGGAGCUGGGCGGUCAGGGGAAGGAGAGCCACUGGUCAGCACCUGCAGGGAAGGUGGAGGCUUGCAGCCGGGCGGUUCCUGCCCCCUGCUCUCCCCUGUGGCCUCCGUGGCCUCUAGAGGGCUCACAGCUGUGGUCUCAUUGUUGAUUUUCAAAACGAUGGCACAUGGCCACCUGGCAAGGUGCCAGGGGCCUCUUAGCAAGGUGAUCUCCUCGGGGACCGCGCCACCAACCCCAUGGGGCAUGGACUGGAAAUCCGGUGGUCUUAGUCUCAGUCUGGCAUCUCGGUGGGCCUCUGUAAGUGCACAGAAAAACCGGGUCAGGAGAGGCUCCCUUUGUUCCAGAUGGCCGAGAGCGGCUGUGUGAAUGCAAACACGCUUCCUGAGUCUUGCCUUUGAGAAAGUGACUUAAGAGACUUCUCUUCCAGUUCUUUUUAUUGUGACUGUUCACAGCCUUUGUUGGCCACAGUAAUUCUCCUCAGUGGGCUAGGCAGAGAAAUUUCCACAGAGCCAACUACUAACUGCUAACUUUUGUUGGACAGCUGUUUCUGGUUCCUGAAAGUUCUUUUUGAUUUGCACUAGCACUACGAUAGUUUAAAUAUGGAUACGUUGCAAAACGUCAGGUUUGCCGGAUCCCUUUCUGAGAAAGUGAUACUAAGGUAGACCUGGCUUUUUAAAGAUGGGGCAGGGGUGGGGGGAACGGAUUCAGGGUGGAAGUCAGGGGAAAUCGCAUCUUACAGGAUACAUUUCCACUCACUGUGGGCCGUACUUUGCCAUUUUGGCCCACCCUGUUUAGAGAUCAUUUCUUACUUCCUAAUAACCCGAUCAGGAAUUUUGGAAAGGUCCUUUGAAAUAGCAGCGGCUGAAACAGAGAUACUUCACCGCAGCAUGAGCUGGAUUUUCUCACUGGUAUCACAUGGCCUGGCGGCUUUGAAUUCCUGUACCGAUUUGUGGGGGUUUAUGUAAUUGUGUGCAAUGAACCUGAAAUUGUGUGAAGAACAAAAGGCCAAUUUAUAGGGUUUUUUUCCCCCCUAACUUGUGAAAAGCAGUAUAGCCACAUCUGGCUUUCUUUUUCUAGGGGUUUAUGUUACAAGGUGAUCAAAUGAAGGAAAAGCCCGAGUCCAUCAGGCUGGGAAGGGGGUGCGUUCCCCCAGGUGAUGAUGAGAUUAAGCACAAGGUCACAUUCUCGGUGAUCACAUGAGUGGACAGGUGAUGAGUGAAAUGGGAGUGGGGGGAUGCCUUGGGGAGAGGCUGAGAAGCACAAACAGCAGGCUUGCCUGUGCGUGCUGGCGAGGAAUGUGCGCCCGCAUCUCCAAGCUGAUGGACUUGGGUUUUAAAUGAGGUUGAGGAGGGAGGAGCUCAGAUUAGCUACCCACCUUAGAGAAAAAUGUGAGGACUGAGGUUCUGGUCUGAGACUUCAAGGAGAAAUAUUUGCACCCUUCCCUCCCCCCUCCCAGAAAGAAAACAAUAAUACUCUCUCCUGGAGAUCCCCAGAUAAAGACAUUUUAUCAUCGUUGUAGAUUAGACUUUAAACUGUAAUGACACACAAAUCUGUUCUCAGAUGCAAAACUUCUUGGCGCAAAUCUUUUUCUGCAGAAUUGGGUGGUUAUUUCUGAGUGUCAGGAGCGAAGAGAAGCAAUGGAUCCCAGAAGGGCAAGAAACUCUUAAGAGAAGCUCUCUUAAAAAAAAAAAAAACAAAAAAACCCAAAGCUCCUUAUUGGCAUGGAGAAAUAUGAUGUCCUAGAUACAUCGCCAAGAGAGGAAUUUCUGUAUGAACAAGGGAAUUUCAGGGCCUCAUGGCCAAACCGUGAUGUGGGGGCUGGGACAGCAAGCAGAGGAAGUCUCUAACAUCCUUGCUGUAGCGGCGCAUUGUUUUUGAGUUGCUGCUUAAGCUGUACACAAAUCCUUGCUUGAGUCAGAUGAGAAGUGGUCUCUGAGAGGGAGAGAGGUGAAAAUGAAUGUAGCAACCCUCCUUUCAGGUGGGACCGAAAGCAGUUACCCUGUCAUGGGAGGUUACAGCGCCCUCCUGCGUUUUACCCAAGCACGAGAUGUGGACGAACUGUGACGGGAAAGCCUCAGUUUACCCCUGGAGUCUUCCCAGGCGAUCCCAGACCUGCUUCCCGGGGCCGGUGGUUUCUGUUGUGUUACUGCUGCUAGUAACAGGGUCUCAUCACUUGUUUUAGCUUUGUGAAGUAUCCUUUUCAUAAUCCUGACUUGCCUUCUGCAAUGGUACAUGACCAGGUUCACUGUCGGUCUUCGGAACUUACAAACGGAUGCAUCUAGGGAUCAUGAUGUGAUUUGACAAGGCCUCAGCUGGGGCCACAUGUUUCUGUAACAUUUUGAUAUGUUUCCAUGCACCUAACGUAGAUCUUGUUGAAAUAAAGCACUUUUCAAAGAGAA
Hyaena hyaena (striped hyena) is the source of this 5204-nucleotide messenger RNA. RefSeq names its product Ras association domain family member 2 (gene RASSF2). The transcript is spliced from 11 exons. Gene Ontology annotation, cellular component: nucleus; cytoplasm. The coding region runs from base 326 to 1306 and encodes 326 amino acids. Lineage: Eukaryota; Metazoa; Chordata; Mammalia; Carnivora; Hyaenidae. Gene Ontology annotation, biological process: positive regulation of protein kinase activity; positive regulation of JNK cascade; signal transduction. The record is from RefSeq and is a predicted model, not a curated record.